This is a messenger RNA of Anolis carolinensis (green anole), 4179 nucleotides long. RefSeq names its product proto-oncogene Mas-like. NCBI's taxonomy places the organism in Eukaryota, Metazoa, Chordata, Lepidosauria, Squamata, Anolidae. The transcript has a single exon. Gene Ontology annotation, biological process: G protein-coupled receptor signaling pathway. Gene Ontology annotation, molecular function: G protein-coupled receptor activity. The coding region runs from base 899 to 1993 and encodes 364 amino acids. Gene Ontology annotation, cellular component: membrane. The record is from RefSeq and is a predicted model, not a curated record.
CCAAAUGAAAGCAAACUUUUCACCAUGUUAAAAUCAAAACACUCUAUAUUUUUCUCUCACCUUUCUCAUACAUAAAUUGGACAAUAGACAUUUGAACUUGUUUCCACCCUUUUUAAAAGGUCUUGUAUAUUUGUUUCACCACAUGAGAAUGGAUUGGAACACAUGGGCCAGUCUCCCUUGGCAAAAAAAUAUAGACUCACCAUGAAGCCCAUGCUGGUAUUCCAGGUAACAUCUGACUAUGUCUGGGGAGGAUCCAUCUUUUGGAGGCUCUGUCCACAAUUUUGCUUCACAAGAGACCUGGAGAACGCCCAGUAGUUGCAACUUCACACCAAUAAUUCCUGAUCAUUAUACAAGCUAGCUAUGAUUUAUGUGAGUUGCAAUUCCAAAUUCUAGGAGUGCUGUGGGUUGUGCAAGCCUGCUUUAAACUAAGCAAAGUCAGGGAAAAGGUACAGUAAGAAUUCUGAUUCUUCUGCCAUGCUGACAAUUGGAUUGGAUCCAAUUUUUCCCAAUCAGUUAUCCUUAUGGCAAAAGAUACACCAACUCCUAUCAACACAGAAGAAGAGAGGAAUCCCUCCUUGAUCACACGUUCAGAUGGCCAAUUCUGACAUCAGCAGAAGUGGUUUCACACCUCGCAUGCUUUUCACAGAGCCCCUAGGCUAGUGAGGAAGUGGCAGCAGUGGCACUGAAAACAGAGGACAACACAGUAGGAUCAAUUCAAGUCUUACCUGUAUGGAGAAUAGCAUGGCAUUGCACAGGUUUCAUGUAAAUGUCCUCAUGGAUCAUCUGAGACCUCUCAGAAGCACAAUACUCUGAAAUAGUUCUGGAUUAAGUGGCCAAUGAAGAUGAGAUAUUGGGGUCGACCAAAUGUGUCAUAUGGCUAUACUAGAAUAAUUUCCUCAUGUAUUCUUUCUCCAAACAGGACCAUCCCUCCCUACUUCUCUCUCCCUACUUACCUCCCGCUUCUCUCUUACUCUCUGGAAUUUGUCUGAGAAGCACCUUCAUUUUGACCAUGGGAAGCACACUUUCUCUGAACUAUACAGACGAACAACAAAACUAUCCUGGAAAUUAUUCAAUUUGCAGUGGCAGCUAUAGAAAUGUUCUCAAUAAAGCUGAAUUGUUUUUUGAACAAUUUCUCAGUAUAGCAUUCUUGUCCACACGCAACUCAAAUGUGCAUGUGGUUUUUGUCCUAACCUUCCUUAUUAGCAUUGUGGGGAUGGUGGGGAAUGGAAGUGUGAUUUGGCUGCUUGGCUUUCAUGUUAAGAGAAAUAAUUUCACCAUCUAUGUCUUGAACUUAGCUAUCGCUGAUUUUGGUAUGCUUGUGAGUGAAACUGCUUUAAGUGUCAUAAUAGGCAUUGAUCUAUCAAAAGAAUAUGAUAUCAUUACAAAGAUAUGGGUUUUGGGGCAAUUCAUUGGCUUCACAUAUUAUGUGGGUUUAUACCUUCUGACAGGUAUUAGUGUGGAAAGGUGUCUUUCCAUCCUCUUUCCCAUCUGGGUCCGUUGUCACCGGCCAAAGCACCUUUCCAUCAUUGUAUCAAUCCUGUUCUGGAUAGUGUCUGCCCUGACUACUGUAACUGAAUUCUUGUUUCAAUAUUUUUGUUUACUAGACUUUUGGCUUACAUUUUCUAGGAUUUUUUCUGGUAUAAACCUAUUUAUCUUCACACCAGUCAUGGUUGUCUCGACUCUAAUCCUAUUUAUCAAGAUGUCCUUUAGACAUCAGUCAGGAAAACUGCACAAAACUCUGCUGAUUGUUCUCCUUUUCUUCAUUAUCACUGCUCUUCCAUUUAGCAUUUUUUUCUUCUUCUCCACCAUUGAUUAUAAUUUUCAUUCUAUUGCCAUUCCAAUUUAUCACCUUUUAAUUGUUCUGAACAGCAGCAUUAACCCAAUCAUUUACUUUUUUGUUGGGAAUCAGUGCACCUGUAAAUCCUGGGGAUCCAUCAAAGUUGUGUUUCAAAAUGUUUUUAAAGAUGAAACCGGACUUACAGAAGUAGGUUGAAUAUUAAUGACCUAAUGACCUAACAAGGGAACAGAAAUUCAAAUUCAGAUUCUCCUAAAAAUUAAUUAUUAUGAUAGUGAGUCUUGUUGAAAUUAUAGAAUGUAAAAACAGAAAAUAGCAAAACAACCCAAUAGUUUUAUCAGCUUUGGGAAGUCAAUUUUGGACAAAACAAAUUCUACUUUUAUAUGCAAUUACAGUAGAGUCUCGUUUAUCCAACGUUUGCUUAUCCAACAUUUUGUAUUAUCCAAAGCAGUCUGCCUUUUAAUUCUCAUUGUUUUUGUAAUGAAACAAACAAUGUUUUUGUGUGAAAUUCAUAAAUACUGUACAUUAAUUACUACAUGACAUUACUGUGUACUGCGCUGCUUUUUCUGUCAAUUUAUCGUAAAACAUGAUGUUUUGGUGCUUAAUUUGUAAAAUCAUAACGUAAUUUCACAUUUGAUAGGCUUGUCCUUGAUCUCUCCUUAUUAUCCAACAUUUUCUCUUAUCCAACAUUCUGCUGGCCCAUUUAUGUUGGAUAAGUGAGACUCUACUGUAUAUGCAGUAUUUGAAUCAUUGAUAUAAUCAAAAUCCUGGAAUAUAAAAAACAGGGGAAAAGAGAGGGCAACCCAACCAUAGAAAUUCAAAACUAACUUUCUUUUUGGAUUAUGUUCUUUGUGCCAGAUUUGUUUAAAUGAUUGAAAUAAUUAUAAUAAAUAGUAUAAAAUGUAAUACUUGGACAAUAUAAUUGAAUUACAUAGAAUUGAAUUGAAUAUAUUUGUAUUUACUGUCACUAUAUAUGUUGAUAAAUAUCAUUAGUAUUUUUGAUAUCAUUACCUCAUAAAAUUGGAAAAUACAAUUGAAAUCCUAGAAUUUAAAAAUGAGGGAAGGAAUUGAGGGCAGGUUAAUGAUUGCAGUAAAGUAUAUAAGAUGGCAUGAUCUUAAAAGUCAUAUUUGAGGGAAAGUGUGUUUUAUCAAAGUUCCUGAUUGUAGAGAUAGAGAGCAGCCCAACAGUAGAGAUGUAAAGAUCUGACUACACGGAAUAACAUGGAGAACGAAACUUUUGGCAUAAAACACAAAACAAAUCCAGUAAUAAUUCCCAAAUCAGUGCUAUCUUCCUCAAGUUCUAAAUAACCAUCAGAGUAUCAAUAUCUAUGUGUUACUGAAGGCUUUCAUGGCCGGAAUCACUUGGUUGCUGUGGGUUUUUUGGGCUGUAUGGCCAUCUUCUAGAAGAACAUGAAACAUGGCCGUACAGACUGAAUGAAAUACUCACAGCAACCCACCAAUAUCUCUGGGUUAGACUCAGUACCUUAUGCACUUUUCCACACUUAAUUCUUAUUCCAUUGUGAAUCCUUAUCAUUUCUAAAGGCUAGCAUACAGAAGAAAUCAUUGGAGCAUUGAAAUCCUCUUCACGGGGAGCUGAAUUUUUAUUCACAGGAUUGGGACGAAAAAUCAUUUCUGUUUUGAAUUGGGAUUUAAAUUGAUGGUUAUCAUUUCCAGUAUCCUCUUUCUGAAGUCAUGUCCCAAUCUCAGUUUCUUCAUUUUUGUACUUUCCAUUUCUCAAAGAAAUUGUCAGUUUUAUCAAAAUGAUAGCUACUGUUCUACUGUUAAUAUGCAGGUCACUGGAUUCAAUUUUAAGGUUUUAGCCUUGGCUGUAUUGGACAGUUUAGCAUUUGAAAUAUCUUUAUUAAUUUGCUACAAAAGAAAUGAUUGCUUGCGUUUGGAAAACUUCAAACUGCUUUUUCAAAUUAGCAUGAGUGAAUAUUGAAAUAGUGCAACAAAUAGUUUAAAAAUGAACCAGAUCCAUAAUAGAAAUAUAGAAAAAUACAAUUUUGUAAUUUUCUUUUGCGUUGUUUUGUCAGUGUCAUGUAUGUCUAAAUUAUUGACACCUUGGUAAUGAAAAAGACGAUAACCAUAUAAUUAUAUCUAUUACACAAUCGUAUGUAUUUCUGCUUUUUAUUGGUAUAUAUUUGUGUUUCAUCUGUAUAUUUAUCCAUACAUUAUUUAUUCAAAAUAUAUAGUGUGAACAUGUACAAUAAAACAACCAGGUCAGAUAAGCUUCACAUUAGUAAACGAAAACAUUUUGAAAUUUCCACAGAAAGGAUUGUUCUAAGAAGGCACCCAGAGAUAACUUUUUUCAUUAAAUCAAACAGUAUAAUUUAUAAUGUUGUCAAUAUGCUUGUUCAAUAAAGCUGAUGUUUGUGACAUGA